This is a messenger RNA of Melanotaenia boesemani (Boeseman's rainbowfish), 592 nucleotides long. RefSeq names its product spore coat protein SP96-like. The record is from RefSeq and is a predicted model, not a curated record. The coding region runs from base 92 to 448 and encodes 118 amino acids. Lineage: Eukaryota; Metazoa; Chordata; Actinopteri; Atheriniformes; Melanotaeniidae. The transcript is spliced from 4 exons.
GCGAUGAUCUCUCAGAACAUCAUUAUAGUCCUGUUGUCCAGCUGAGACAGUGUGCUGCCGUUGCAAAGACGUGACUGUGAUAAGUGAAACCAUGUUUAAAGUUGUCAUUUUGCUUGGAGUUCUCCUGAGCCUGGCCUUGGCUGAUUCUCAGCAGAAUGACUUGGCAUCCAAACGAGUUGAGCGCGGACGUCCUGGCUCCUUCAAAAAUGGCCCUCUGUCUUCUCGCCGCCAUCAUGGUCGCCCUUGUUUGGACUCAAAGUUGCUCCAGGACCUUCUUGCCCUCCUAAAGAACCAACAGACCACAACUGCACCAACUAGUACAACUACAACAGCUACAACUACCACCACAGCAGCUUCUACACCCACACCUGCAACUACCACUACCACAGCAGCUUCUACACCCACACCUGCAGCUACCACUACCACAGCCACUGCUACUACAGUGUGAAAUUUAGAAUGAAAAUCUGUGCUUAAUAAGUUUUAAAUCACCAGUUUGUGAUCUUUUACUGGGAACUCCACCCUGUCUAAAAUGAUCUUCUUGUUCCAGUGAAUGUAAAUUUAAAUCUCUUUUUUCGCUGUGGUAUAUUCUAAA